UGCCGGAGCAGAGCGGCGGCCUCACUGCCUUCGCCCCUUGCAGAGCCCCCCUUCAGCCUCUCCUGCGAAGACCCAGCGGAAGACGAUGGCUCUGAGGGCAGCAGCCUUGAUCCUCGGCCUCCUCGCAGCUGCCACAGCUGCCCGGGCAGAUGUCGACGCUGAAAAGGUGGCCAGCGUGGUGCAGUCGUACUUCGCCAAGUGGAGCGGUGAUGCCAGCGACACCAUGGGGUCGGAGUUCACCCAGAAAGUCCAGGACACAUUCAAGGCCCUCAUCCAGAACAAAGCCCAGGACUUACAGUCCUUGCAGGGGAACAUGGGUCCCUUUACCAGCGAGUUCCUUACCCAGCUGAAAGAGGAAUCCCAAAAGUUGGCGGAGCAUAUGCAGCAGAAGCUACAGCGGUUCCAAGGCGGCAUUUCUUCUCACGCUGCUGAGGUCGGGGGGAAGGUUGCCGACACCAUCCAGAGUGUGAAGAACGACUUUACCCCUUUUGUCGAGAGGGUGCAAACACUGGUGAAUGAGAACGUGGCAGGCAUGGAGGAGACCCUCAAGGUCGCCUUCCAGAAGCUGAAGGAGAACACCGGCAGCCUGCCCUAUGCCGAUCAGCUGCAGCAGAGCAUCCAGCAGCAGGUAGAGCAGAUGAAGGGGAACCUAGAACUGCUCAAUGAGGAGCUCAAUGCCAGAGUAGACCAAAGGAUGCAGGAUCUGCACGCUCAGGUCUCUCCCUACAUGCAGCACAUGCAGGAGCAGCUGACUCGUCAGCUGGCGGGGAUGUCUGACCACAUGAAGGAGAAAGCUGAGCAACUGCGAGCCAAGAUGUUGGAGCGCGCCAAGGGGCUGCAAGACAGCCUGAGCCACGUGCUGAUGGAGCUGAGGGAGAAACUUCAGAGCAAUUCAGGCGAGACCAUGGCCUACGUCACCCAAGUGAAUGAGAGAAUUGAAGGGCAUGUUGAAGAGUUCCGCCAAAAUGCUGAGCAGGUCAGGGAAGUCUUCCUCCAGACCUUGGGACAGGGGAUGGAGGAGUUGCAGCAGAACCUGCAGAGUGUCACUGGUGAGGUGGGCCACAUGAGGUCUCUGGAGGAGGAAAUGAACAUCAGGAUCAACGACUUCCUCAAUUCGAUGAAGCAGACCAAGAACUAGAAAGGUGCCUUUCUCUCCACCAUCACAGCAGCCAGCCCAGUUCCUUGCUCUUGGCAUCACCACGCUCUCCUGGCAUUGGCAGGGUGUGGAUCACAACCCCCUGUGAGAUCCAGGGUGCCGCAGCCCAGCCUGGAGUGGGAGGGUGUCCCAGUUGUCUUAGUUGGGCCAACACUGGGCACCAUUGUGUAACUCCACCUGUAUGUCCACUCCUGCUAACGAUCUCUGUGCACACAAGUGCCCAUGUCUUACACCGUCUCUGCUGAAAUAAACGAGCAAUGCAGCAAUGC
Varanus komodoensis (Komodo dragon) is the source of this 1425-nucleotide messenger RNA. It is a transcript of the gene APOA4, whose product is annotated as apolipoprotein A4. Gene Ontology annotation, cellular component: extracellular region; high-density lipoprotein particle; chylomicron. Gene Ontology annotation, biological process: very-low-density lipoprotein particle remodeling; cholesterol homeostasis; cholesterol efflux. The transcript is spliced from 3 exons. Lineage: Eukaryota; Metazoa; Chordata; Lepidosauria; Squamata; Varanidae. Bases 86 to 1138 code for a protein of 350 amino acids. The record is from RefSeq and is a predicted model, not a curated record. Gene Ontology annotation, molecular function: phospholipid binding; cholesterol binding; phosphatidylcholine-sterol O-acyltransferase activator activity.